Messenger RNA from Anopheles cruzii, 3831 nucleotides. RefSeq lists its product as uncharacterized. Gene Ontology annotation, molecular function: serine-type endopeptidase activity. Bases 1 to 3831 code for a protein of 1276 amino acids. The transcript is spliced from 4 exons. Lineage: Eukaryota; Metazoa; Arthropoda; Insecta; Diptera; Culicidae. The record is from RefSeq and is a predicted model, not a curated record. Gene Ontology annotation, biological process: proteolysis.
AUGCGACUGAUCACUUCCGCAGCAUUGCUGCUGCUAGUGUCCGUGGGGGCCGUUUUCGGAGCAGACGAAUGGGGCUGGCUGCCCCUGGAUGCCAGCUUGCUGGGUGAGGAUAAGGUGCGUGAGAAGCGACAGGACAUCGGCGUGUUGCCAGCGGACCGCCAGCAGAAUGCGACCGAAGUCGGCGAUGAGGACAUUCUGAACUUCAUCCUGGACAGCGGCCGACAGGGACGCAGUCUGGAAGGUUUCGAUGAGGUGUACAGUGACCCAUCGGUGCAGGAUGCGCUCCAGAAUGCGGACGAUGCGCAGGCCCGUAACAUCAUCAAGGACAAGCUGUGUGCGCUCGGUCUGAUGCAAUGCGAUGGCGAAGCGAUCGAAGGCAAGCGGCCGUACUAUCCGAUCUACGCCCAGCAACAGCAACCACCCCGUCGGCCACCUCCGCCACGAGGACCUCCGCUACCACCGCAGCAGUAUGCCCAGCGACCCCCAAUUCCACCGCCGGUGCAAGGACCACCGCGACCGCAACACCAGGGACCGUAUGGACCUCCGAAGCCGAUGCCUCUUCCGCAGCAUAAGAUCGGCUACGCCACCGGACCUCAACAGCGCCCACCGUUCAUCGGUGGACCUCAGGCUUCUUUCGCUGGUCCCAGCUACGCCUCGGCCUAUCCCUCGAAGCCACUGGGUCCCGUGUACGAGUCGGACGUUCCUCCGUUCGAGUUCGAACCGAUCGGUGCCGGUGAGAAGAUCUACGAAGGCGGUAUCCUCACUAAACCGGGUUUCGUCCUGAACGAUGGACCGCUCGUGAAGCCGGUCGAGCAGCACAUCCACCACCACUACCACCACCUCGAGGGGUCUUCCGACUCGAAGACGGUCGUCGUCAACAACCCCGUCCCGUCCGUGCUGAGUGGAUCGGCCGUCGUCGGUGGCGGUAGCUCCGGUAGCUACGGCCAGACCGGUGGACUCUACUCAGCCGGCGGUGUCUACGGUACGGCCGGUGUCGGCGGAACCGGCGGAUUUUCGCCCCUGGCCGGUGCCGAGUUCGACUACAAGGAGCUGAAGGGUGUCAACAACAACGGUGGCUUCGGUCAGUCCGCUACUUACGCCGCCCAAAGCAAACCGGUCUUCGAGGGUACCGCUUCAGGGUUCGGACAGGGAAGCAAACAAACGCUGUUCAACCAAGGUCCGGCGCAGUUCGGCGCAUCGGGCAGUGGCAGCAAUUCGCUGUACAGUGGAGAGAUAUCGGGCGCCUAUCAGAGUACUGGGGCUGGUAGCUACCACUCCAGCAACCCGACGCUCUACAAGAAGGAACUGAACGUGAAAGGACCGGCACCGGCGAACGGUUUGGGAACCUUCGGUGGAAACGGUGCCAACUACAACAAAUACAGCCAGUACAGUAAUGGUCAAUUUGGCUCGAAUGGAGGGCAACUCAGCUCCAACGGUGGACAGUUCGGCUCCAACGGUGGACAGUUCGGCUCGAGCGGGGGACAGUUCGGUUCCAGUGGGGGACAAUUUGGCGGCGAUCAGUUCGGCGGUCAGUACAGCCAGUUCGGUAACGGUGGCCUCAACAACGGUAUCGAAGAUUGUGUGUGCGUUCCGUACGAUCAGUGUCCGGCGCAGGACGUGAUCGGCCGGAAGGACGAUCUGAUCUUGCCACUGGAUCCGCGCAACCUGAAGACGGACAUCGAAGCGGCUGCCGAUGAGGUGGUGAUCACCGAUGGCAAUGGCACGAUGACAGUGGUGCGUGUCCCGAAGAACGCCACGGCAUCGCCGUCACCGACCGAUAAAAGCACCGUGACCGUAGCCAAAAAGAUCAGCAAACGAGAGGCAGCUGCCGAUCCCGAGGGCAAAUCGAACGAAGCGAAGGCCAACAUUGAACCGCGCCUGGGCGUCGGUGGAGGUGGCGGUGACAAGAAAGUGGUCCCUACCUUCGGUGUGUCCUUCGGUCUGCCGUAUCCUUCCGGUUACCCUCUGAACCCGUACGGUCCUUACCCGGCACCGAACCCUUACUUUGGUUCGAUCGGUGCGAACGGGCUGAAUCUGGGAUUGGUGAACCUUAACCCACUGCUGUCACUGCAAGUGACGAAGGACGAGUACGGGGACAAGGUGCUGAAGCCACUGGUGAACCUGCACGUCACGCCGACGGAGAACGUGAUCCACAAGAUCGGGGGUCUGCUGGCGGCCAAGAAGCAAAACAUCUACCACGUGUUCAAUCAGCACGAACACUACCAUCAGGGUUAUCCUAGGCCACCGCCAGUGUACUAUCCACCUCCACACCAUGGCCAUCCCCCGCCUCACGGUGGUCCCAUUUUUUCUAGACCACCCCCGUUUGGGCCCGGUGGUCCGGAACUUAUCUACACGAAGCCUCCCGGACCGAUCUACACUGGGCCCGGGUCACAUGGUUUUAACCGGCCACCCUUCCCCAUUGGACCGGGCUUUGGCGGUCCGCUUGGCGGUCCCGGGGGUGCGCCACCGGGGUACGGUGGGCCAAGACCACCAUAUUUCCGCGACGCUUCGUCGGUGGCCGACGGUGGCGCGGUAGAAUACGAUUCCGUUGAGGUGGGACGUAGCACGAACGUUACGUUCGACCAAUCCAACGCGUACCGGCCGGCCGGUAACUUCCAGUACCAAUCCGUCUAUCCCCAGACCGAACCGAGCGCAAUCAAUCAGAACAGGGCUCAGUACGGUCGGCAGUACCAGAACUAUGACCAGCAGGGCUAUAAUAACGUACGCCUUCCCCCCACUCAAACCAUUCCGACACAGGCCCCGGGGCAUUCCGAAGGUAGCGACACUGUCAGCUUCCCGAACAGCCGCCGGCGUAGGCGUUCGACGGACGUUGAAGUGCCGAAGGACUUGGAGAGUAAGCUAACGGCCGUGCCGGAAGAGUCGAUCGAGUCCACCGUACAAGAAAAAUCUUUCUCCACCGAAAAGAGACAGGCCUUCUACGGUCCACGUCCCGGUCAGCAACAGUGCAGCGGUCGCCAAGUGUGCUGCCGUCGUCCAGCGUAUCGUCCCAAUGCACCGAGCCAAAACCUGGGCAAGUGUGGCGUUCGCAACGCUCAGGGCAUUAACGGUCGCAUCAAGAACCCGGUCUACAUCGAUGGAGACAGCGAAUUCGGAGAGUAUCCGUGGCAGGUGGCCAUCCUGAAGAAGGAUCCGAAGGAGUCGGUGUACGUUUGUGGAGGAACCCUGAUCGACAAUCUGUACAUCAUCACCGCUGCGCAUUGUGUGAAAACCUACAAUGGAUUCGAUCUACGCGUGCGUCUCGGCGAGUGGGAUGUCAAUCAUGACGUAGAGUUCUACCCCUACAUCGAGCGAGAUAUCAUUUCGGUCCAGGUUCAUCCGGAAUACUAUGCCGGCACGCUGGACAACGAUCUGGCCAUUCUGAAGAUGGAUCGUCCAGUUGAUCUGACGAGCGCCCCGCACAUUGCUCCCGCCUGCCUGCCCGAUAAGCAGACGGACUUCUCUGGCCAACGCUGCUGGACCACCGGGUGGGGCAAGGAUGCAUUCGGGGACUAUGGAAAGUACCAGAACAUCCUGAAGGAGGUCGAUGUACCGAUCGUGAACCACUACCAGUGCCAGAAUCAAUUGCGUCAGACGCGGCUCGGUUUCUCGUACAACCUCAACCCAGGCUUCCUGUGCGCUGGUGGCGAGGAAGGAAAGGAUGCCUGCAAGGGCGACGGUGGCGGUCCACUCGUCUGCGAACGGAACGGGGUUUGGCAAGUAGUUGGCGUCGUGUCGUGGGGCAUCGGUUGCGGCCAGGUGAACGUGCCCGGUGUGUACGUCAAGGUUGCCCACUAUCUGGACUGGAUCCAGCAGGUUCGAGGACGGUUCUAA